CCCCGUCGGUCUGUCAGUGGUCUCGCGGGUUUGGAGAUGCCAAAGCGCCUCCUCGCUGCUCACGCGCGCACACACAGAGCUGGAACUAUCCACUGAUGUCUCUUCUUCGUUUAGGUACUUUAACUGCAUCUUAAAAACGUCGAGGUAAUCCACUGACAUUGGAUUUUUUCCAUUUUGUUUUAUUUUUGUUUCGAGGACAUAUACACGGCAUUGUUUUGUGAUGGGUGGUGGAAACGAAUCGCGGAUCUUUUCUCUUUUUUUGGAGACCGAAGUGAGCUUAUUUCCUACUGCUGAAAGCAAGUUUUAUCUUGAUAAGAAGCGUAUGGUCAAACAGAGGAUUCUUUAGGAGGGAAAGGAUAAUCGCUCGAGUAUACCGUAAAAGAUCCUGCAGAACGCAUAGAUUUUACAAGAGAAAAGGGGCAUUCUGGUCCGCAACAUUGGAUUUUACGUUUUGGCUGACUGAUGCAGCAUCCUUUUGGAGUAUCUUAUUUGGAGAUUUCAGACCGUUUAUUGUACAUUUCGGAGAAAUAAAUUGUGUCUUCUAAAGCAACACCAGACGAAGUUAUGGCGAUGAUGAUGAAAUAAAACCUGUAUCUUCUGGUCAAAUGACCACUUUCACUCGUUCUCCAAUCUGACCACCUUAUUUAUGACAUGGAAAAACGGGGACUCUACGGUGUCUUUUAUUAUUUGAUCCUAAAUGCGCCCCUGCUAUUCUACGUAAAUGCCUCAUUUACUGAAGUGCCCAAAGAUGUGAGUGUCGGUGAGGGCGAGGACAUAGAGAUGCCGUGCGCUUUUCGAGCCGUUGGAGUCUCGCCUUUCUCUUUGGAGAUUCAGUGGUGGUACCUCAAGGAAGCAGCCCAUAAAGAGCUCGCUCACGAACUUCAGAUUAGCGCUCCGGCCAACAGACCCAAGGUUGCCCACCGGGACGCCACGAAAAUAAGCACGGUAAGAGUCCAGGGCAACGCCAUUUCCCACAAGCUUAGCCUGUCGGGCGUCCGGAAGGAGGACGAGGGCGUGUAUGAGUGUCGGGUUUUGGACUUGUACUCUGAUGAGACUCAGGAAAACAAGGUGCAGGCCACUCUGCGCGUGACAUCACGCGAGGGAAUGCUGGCCGAGGAGGCCGUGUCGCAUAUCCAGAACCGAUGGCCGCUGAGAAACAGUAACACGGCGACGGGCGGACGGGCCACAUCCGAGCCGGGCCAGGGUCAGGGAAAACCCCGCGUGCCUCCACCGCUCGGAAUCGGACCCGCUCCCGCCUCAGCCACCACGACUGACACUGCAGUCAAGUCUUCAGCCUCGCCUCGGCCAGGCAAUUCAUCCAUCCUGAGACAACAGCACGGAUCCGGUUCCGGAACAAUGGCGACUACUGAGCCGCUCCUUUACAUCACUCUGCUGAUCCUGCAUAAGCUCCUCCCCUUCCUGUUUGCCUACUAAGAGACCACAACCAAACAACUCGCAAUUUCACUUUAUGUACCAAACGACAAAGGGAAAAAUAUUACUACGUAUAUAUAUAAAUAUAUAAAAAUAAAUAUAUCUACCAUCAUGGCACAUCACAGAGAGGGAUGGGAUGCGACGAUAAGAUCAGCGUAUGAUUCGGAGCGUAUGAAAACAUCAGAAUAAUAAAAAACAGCCAUGUUCUUUUCUGGGACUUGUGUCGGACAUUUGACUCAGAUUUGGAUGUAAAAAUGGAUUCUAUAAGAAGCAUGAUGAAAAACACACAAAAAAUGUAAGAUAUGAUAAAAAAAGGAGUCUAUGUGAAUUAGAGCUUCACAACUGUGUCAUUCACACGACUGACAUCCAUAAACGCUGCAUCAGAUUUCCAAAUACUAGUGUUUGCCUUGCUAAAUGCAUGGCUUUUCUAUUUUAAUUUUAGGGGUUUUAUUUUUAUUUUAAGAUUUUACAUUUCAGUUUCAUCAUUGCUCUGAUUUAACAAUAUGAAUAAUUGAAUCAUGAAUGCCUUCUAAUUUUAAUUUGAUGAUUUAAUUUGUAUGGUUUAUUUUUACAUUUCCCAACCUUUUUUCUUUUCUUUUUUUUUGUUUCGUUUUUGCAUGAAUGGUUUCAUUGAAGUAAUGUCGAAGAGGACACUCUUUCAUGUCAGUCCUUUCCACAAGACUGUGUGUAUUACUGUGUAUUCUGUUUCCUCACAUCUGACUUUUGAGUUCUCAAGCUUUUUGGUCUCAUAAUGUAUAAAAAUGCAACCUUAUAUAUUUUGAUCAAAAAAGACAUGUUACCAUAGUUGUUGUUAGUCACCUCUAAUGUUUAUUUUUAUUAAAGGUAUGGUGGUCAAGAAAAAAUGUAAAAAGAAAAAACAUUGGUAUGUUGCCAACAUCAGUUGAAAUAAAAGUUGUUUCUUUUUUUUUAAAA
Molecule: messenger RNA, 2364 nt
Organism: Triplophysa rosa
Lineage: Eukaryota; Metazoa; Chordata; Actinopteri; Cypriniformes; Nemacheilidae
Gene: vstm2b
Product: V-set and transmembrane domain containing 2B
Exons: 5
Coding region: 652-1434 (260 amino acids)
Source: RefSeq, a predicted model, not a curated record